UAAAUUUCAUUCUAUAACAAAAAAAAAGUGUAAACAUAUCCAAAAUGAUUGGACUAAAGUUCAUCUCUAUGGCUAAGCCUCGCAAAAUACUUGCAUCUUCAUCUCCACCCACGGACCCUUCACCUUUUCUUCCUUCUCCUUCUCCUUCACCUUCUAAUAACUUAAACGCGCCACUCCUCAAAUCCCAACCAAGACUGGAGCUGCAGAAGAAAAAGAAGCAGAAUCAAAGGCGACUUUCAGUUGCAGAGAUUGAAAGAGCCAUUGGUGCUGGCAUUUUCCGAGACAGAGAUACCAGCAGGGAAGCAAAGGAGAGCAAGACUUUGUUUGAUUCAAUUUUGUCAAAUUCUGUUGGGGAGAAUGAAGGAGAUGUGGAAAAGAAGCUAAGGGAAACUGGUGAAUGGCUUAUUGAUAAAACUGAAGACACAUCUGCCUCUGCUGGAAAGAAAAUUUUAGUUGUGGUGUUCAAAUGGAUUCUACCCUUGUGGAUUCUUGCAUUUCUUGUGGCUUCUGGGAUGGUCAAUCUACCAUUUAGCACCCCAUUUCUUGAUGACUUACUUCUGUAACUCAUACAGACUUUAUGUUACUUCCUCUUUUAUUUAUAAAAUACUAGUUUCUCGGCA
Messenger RNA from Nicotiana attenuata, 620 nucleotides. RefSeq names its product probable NAD(P)H dehydrogenase subunit CRR3, chloroplastic. The record is from RefSeq and is a predicted model, not a curated record. Gene Ontology annotation, cellular component: NAD(P)H dehydrogenase complex (plastoquinone); chloroplast thylakoid membrane. Bases 45 to 563 code for a protein of 172 amino acids. Lineage: Eukaryota; Viridiplantae; Streptophyta; Magnoliopsida; Solanales; Solanaceae. Gene Ontology annotation, biological process: photosynthetic electron transport in photosystem I. The transcript has 3 exons.